Molecule: messenger RNA, 2215 nt
Organism: Saccostrea cuccullata (small rock oyster)
Lineage: Eukaryota; Metazoa; Mollusca; Bivalvia; Ostreida; Ostreidae
Product: opsin-5-like
Exons: 5
Coding region: 105-1172 (355 amino acids)
Biological process (GO): G protein-coupled receptor signaling pathway; phototransduction; visual perception
Cellular component (GO): plasma membrane
Molecular function (GO): G protein-coupled photoreceptor activity
Source: RefSeq, a predicted model, not a curated record
CUCAGGUGAACUUAAUCCGCGACAAAUGGACAAAAUAAAAGGAUCAGCAGGUUGAUGUCUCAUCUCAAUUGUCCAUUACUCACUGCCAACAGGCAAUUGUUUCGAUGACAACUUUACACAAGUUAAACAGUGAAGUUGAUAUUAAUAUUCCACUUAAUUUGGAAAAUAUUUCUGAGGUACGCGAGCUGGACAUGUUUGAUUCCAAGUUAACAGUUUGGGAGGACUAUAUUGUAGGAAUACAGCUGCUGUUGACGGCGGUAAUAUCCUUUGUGCUGAAUUUUUUCGUCAUCAUUGUGUGUGUACGUAAACGUAACAGCCUUGUUCCGGCGGAUUACUUCAUUGUAAACCUUGCCGUCAGUGACUUAAUCCUAUCUGUUGUGGGGCUUCCUUUUGGAAUUUCAUCCUCAUUUUUUCAUCGAUGGAAGUUUGGUGCAGGCGGAUGCAGUGCCUAUGGGUGUCUUGGAUUUUUCUGUGGAGUGGUCAGCAUAUCUACAUUAGCUUUGAUGAGUUUCUCAAGAUAUAUCCAUGUGUGUAAAUCCAGCAAAUCUUCUUCUCUCUCAAAAUAUACAAAUUUCUUCAUCAUUGGAAGUUACGUGUACGCAUGCCUAUGGGCUUCACUUCCGCUGUUAGGAUGGGGUCAAUACGGAGUGGAGCCAUAUGGAACUUCCUGUACACUAAAGUGGACAGCCAACAAAGGUUUUGUGACCUUGAUGCUGAUUUUAUGCAUUGUGUUCCCAGUCAUUGUAAUGAAAUUUUGUUAUGGAGGGGUGUACCUUUAUCUCCGUAGACAUUGCAAAGCAUUUCGAACAGUGCGGAGUAAAACGGGAGACAACAUUCGGAAAAGGGAGGAAUAUCUUAUCAAGAUGGCUUUUAUGAUGUGUUGUGCUUUCAUGGUGACGUGGACGCCGUAUGCCGUUGUCAGCUUUUGGGCGGCCUAUGGCGAAGCCAAGAACAUCCCCCUGAGAUUAACACUAGCUUCAGUUCUCGUAGCCAAGACCUCCACAAUAUGGAACCCAGUAAUAUACUUCAUACUGAACAAAAAAUUCAAGCCUCACAUUCGACUUUUUCUUCGAACAUUUUUCAGGUACGAUAACAAUGCUCAACAAAGACGACAGAGAAGCCUUUGGCAUUUUUGUCAUAGUCGAUCUUCUACCAUGUCAUCCUCUAUUUAAAAUGGAUUUUGGAAUCACGCAUAGCGUGUGGAAGAUGGAAGCCAUUUCCCAAUUACUUUUGGGCUUGAAGAUUAUUUCAUGAGAAAAUUGGUCAAAGGAUUUUGUGAUUUAAUGCUUCCCGUGAAGGAUAGUUGUAUGGAUGCCAAAGCUACACACUACUUCAUUCAAUUAAUUUAUAUUAUUAGCAUUGUUUGUUGUCUAUUUUAGUUGUCAUGUGAUUUUUUUUUUAUCAAACCAUGAAAAUGUGUUUAUUUCAUCUUCAGAUAUACAAGUAUACAACACUAUUAUUUUUUUCCAAAUCUUUUUCUUGGGGCUCGUUUUAUUGUCUUGCAACGAUACAAUUUUUAUUUUGAGAAAAUUUACUUUCUUGAUGGAUGUAAAUUUUUAAAAUCCUGUGAAAAUGAGCAUGGAAGUUGAAGGUAAAUUGUAACCUUUUUCUCAAAGAACGUGUAACAUUUAUUUAAGAACUUGGGGCUGCCGCUAGAUUCCUUCUUUCUUUUUUUAUAUACCUCCCACUUGAAAAGUGAGAGGGUACAGUGUAUACAGUGAUCAGGAUGUCCAUCCGUCUGUCUGUAUGUCCGUCUGUUACUCUUUGGGGUACCCAUCUCCUUGUGCACCUCUGAUUUUACUUUUUGAUCGGACACAUCUUUUGGGUUUCUCGUGGCAAAACAUGGACACUGUCUUUUUUUAAAAUAAUAUUUAAGGGUACCCAUCUCUUAUCAGCAACUCCUCUUAUACCACUGAAUAAAAUUUAAUGAUACUUUGACAGAUUCUUUAGUACAUAAUGCUUUUGUGCAUCUCCUAUAUUACAUUUUGAUCCGACACAUAUUUUGGGUUUCCCGGCCACAGCAAAACACGGACUUUGCCAUUAUAACCAUAUGAGAGGCGGGGAAAUCAUUUCGUGAGCUCAUCGCUCACAAUAGCUCUAGAUUAUAUUUCGAAUUUUCUCUGUAUGGGAUGUACAUGUAGCUAUUUUUGUAAGUAACCUAACAACGAAUUCAUGCGUAAUUUUUUUUACAACUGUAAAUCUAAAAAUUACCAAA